AUGGGUCAAAAUAGUUCAAAAUUAUCAAAAAGUGAUAUCGAUUUCAUCGCACAAUCAACCAAUUUUUCAAAAAAUGAAGUAGAAACACUCUAUCAAGAUUUCAAAAAGAAUGAUAAGGAUGGUAAUGGUUCAUUUGAUAGAAAAGAGUUUGUUACUUUUUUCAAAUCAAAAUUAACAAACUAUCCAGAAGAUCAAUUGUACAAAUUAUUCGAUGCUUUCGAUACUGAUAAGAGUGGUAGUAUUGACUUUAAAGAGUUAUCUACUGCUUUGUCUGUUAUCAGCAAAGGUUCCGCCGAAGAAAAAUUAGCUGUUCUUUUUGACAUUUACGAUGAAGAUAAAUCUAAUACUCUCGAGGCUAAAGAAGUUACCAAAAUGAUCAACCUUAUGGUUAGUAUUGGUGUUAGCAUUGGUAGACCAGAAAGUGAUGUUAAAAUUUUUAUUGUUAAAUUAAUUGAAAAAAUCGAUGCUGAUAAGUCCCAAUCAAUCAGCAGAGAAGAAUGGAUCAAAGAGGGUUCAAAAAGUCCAUCAUUAUUAACUCUUUUGGGUAUUUAAAAUAAAAAAAUAAACUUGUAUAACAUGUAAUUUUCUAU
Dictyostelium purpureum is the source of this 590-nucleotide messenger RNA. RefSeq lists its product as uncharacterized. Gene Ontology annotation, molecular function: calcium ion binding. The coding region runs from base 1 to 552 and encodes 183 amino acids. The record is from RefSeq and is a predicted model, not a curated record. NCBI's taxonomy places the organism in Eukaryota, Evosea, Eumycetozoa, Dictyosteliales, Dictyosteliaceae. The transcript has a single exon.